AUGGGGGAUCCUUUCUAUGAGGUGCGCAACGCCCUCACAGUGGGCAACUAUCAUCAAGUUGUUGCGGAGGCAAGUGGGGCAAAGACCACACUUCGGAAGGCAGACGAGGUGGCAGCAUUUAACGCAGAGAAGGAUUUACUGCUUGCGCUUGCGCAGAUUGGACUUGGCCAAGGUGAUGCAGUUGUGUCGCAAUUGGCCUCUGCCACGCACCCAACACUGCGGGCUGUGAAGAACUGGGCAGAGUUCUGUUUGGCUGUAAAGAAUCAGCCAUCCGACGUGGGGCUGAACCCCUCCGCGUCGGCAGCACUGACAAAGUUGACAGAAGCCGCAGAGGAGGUGAACGUGGCACACUGCCAGGUAGCAGUGCUCACCGGUUGCGCUCUCCUCACGUCGGGGGAUAAUGCGGGGGCGCUCAAGCUGGUGAAGCAUUGGAUCAACGAGCUUCCACCUCCACAGGGAGCGGCUGCUUUGCGUCAGCACGUGGAGCUGCGCGCCAUUGCUGUUGAAGCACUCUUGCGUAUGCGACGACCGGAGUUGGCGCGCAGUGAGCUUAAGGCGAUGGAGCAGUUGGAUGAUGAAUCCGCACUUAUGGUGCUGUACUCCGGUAUAGUAAGCCUCCAGGAAGGGGCAAAGAGUUCUGAUGCGUAUCAAACGGCUAUGCAGCGUUUUAAAGAGGUUUCGAUGCGGUGUGGCCCCAGCGUGCUAACCCACAACUUGAUGGCACUUGCACAAAUGGGACUUGGCGACUUUGCUUUAGCCGAGCGCAGUCUUCUUGACGCAUUGGCCUUGCGUUCCAGCGAUGCCGACACGACAGCCAACUUGGCCGUUGUGUCUGUUUUCCUUGGGAAGGCGGCAGAUCCGAUGAACCGCUACAUUCAGCAAGCUGCUACUGUUGAUGGGACAUGGAGCCGGCAGUUUGCUGCCAUGAGCGCACGCCUUGACGACGCUAUUCAGCAGUUCGGGGCGACUGCCUAA
Molecule: messenger RNA, 975 nt
Organism: Trypanosoma grayi
Lineage: Eukaryota; Euglenozoa; Kinetoplastea; Trypanosomatida; Trypanosomatidae
Product: coatomer epsilon subunit
Exons: 1
Coding region: 1-975 (324 amino acids)
Biological process (GO): intra-Golgi vesicle-mediated transport; endoplasmic reticulum to Golgi vesicle-mediated transport; retrograde vesicle-mediated transport, Golgi to endoplasmic reticulum
Cellular component (GO): COPI vesicle coat
Molecular function (GO): protein binding; structural molecule activity
Source: RefSeq, a predicted model, not a curated record